Molecule: messenger RNA, 2101 nt
Organism: Argiope bruennichi
Lineage: Eukaryota; Metazoa; Arthropoda; Arachnida; Araneae; Araneidae
Product: NCK-interacting protein with SH3 domain-like
Exons: 11
Coding region: 186-2003 (605 amino acids)
Biological process (GO): endocytosis
Molecular function (GO): protein binding; Arp2/3 complex binding
Source: RefSeq, a predicted model, not a curated record
GUUUUCGGUUCUCUUUUGCUGCAGACAACAGCGAAUCUCAUUAAGGAGAAGCCGGUGCUUAAUUGAUUGGAGUUAAAGAAUAGAAAGAUCCGCAUUGUGUGUGUUAUUUUUUUGUAUGCAUUUCUUUUACAUGAAAUGCUCCUGAAUUUCAGAUUGCACCAGUCUUAUCUUAUUUACUUUUUAAAAUGAAUGAUACCGAAAUUUUUCUUUAUUCUGCUCUAUAUGACUUGAGUUCUGGACACAAGCAAGUUUUAUUAUUUAAAAAAGGCGAUAAAUUUCUUCCUGUUCUUAAUUGCUCAAGUAAUCCUAAUUGGGCUGUUUGUGUAGAUAUGAAAGGCAAUGUUGGUUAUGUGCCAUAUACCUAUGUUGAGAAGAAGCAGAUUCCUGUUCAAGAAUAUCUUUGGCUUAUUGAUGAUGCUUUAGAAAAACUCCAUGGGGAUUCUCCAAGUAUUUCAAAAUUAACAAGAGAAGCUAUAAAAAAUUUGACUUCUAUAAGGGCACAGCUUUUAAGUCCCAGAGAUGAAAAGACUGAAGAUGUUGUUGGGACUCCUGUAAAUGAGCAUAUAACUCCAGUAGUUGAUCCGCCAUCUGGGUUUUCAAGUCCUGUUUUGAACUCUGCUGAUUCUGAUAAAGGCAUAACUGACCAAGCAAUACCUGAUGCAGUGGAAGAAACAGCUAGUGAAAUAAAACCUCAGGAAUCUGAACAAAAGUCUGCCUUACUAUCAGUUGUUGAAAAUGGGACUCAGACUGACAGUAUUAAUAAUUUUAAUGUGCCAAAUUGGUUAGUUCCCUCUUUAGUUGAAAAUGUUAGACAUAAAACUCUUAUUAGUCAUGAAAAUUCCAAGGCAGCUGUUGGUAUUAUUUUGGACACUUUGUUAGAUGCUAUUCCAAUGCUGGAUACAUUGUGGUUUCAGUUGAAAGAAAAUUUACAUCAGUCAGAAGUUAUAGAGGAAAAUGCCAAAGAAGUAAUACAUAGUGAAGAUCAAAGAAAAUUGUUAGAUAUUUUUAAGCAGCUAUGGUAUUGUAAAAAUGAUGAACAACAGAGAAGCUGGCCGGUUCAUGAAGAUGAGGAUCAUAUUAGUGGCCUUCUUGUGGAAAUGAACAAUAUAUUUAUAGAUGCGAAUCCUCGAGUUACCCGAGAAGUGAUUCGUUGUGAUGAAUAUGAAAUGGUUAAUUUAUUAGUUACCUAUUAUCAAAUGGAGCCUAGAAAAACAUUGCGAAUAAAAAUGCUUCAUGUGUUUUUAACUAUUUGUGAACUAGAUGUGGUUGUUGUAACUCAACUUUUGAAUUCUGUACUUCCUAUGGAAUUAGCUAGAGAUAUUCAAGAUAAUUUUGAAGAUAGUGAAAAAGUUUUCCACUCUACUUUAUUAUUAUCAGUAAUUUUCAGUACAGGAGAAAAGCCACCGACUGGAACUUAUGAUUUUAUAAACAAGAAAUUCCUGCAUUUUAUAUUUGAAAAGUUGGAGGACGUUGUAAAAAGUGAUGAUGAAGAAGUGGGCCAAAACUUGUUAAGCAUAAUUUUAGCAUUCAAUCUUCACUUUGAAAAUGUUCAAGAAAAUAUAGUUUUAGAAACUCUUAAGGAGAAGCAAUCUGCUCAGUAUCUGACAGAAAGAUUGAUUUUUCUGCUCAAUCGAGAAGAGGAUCCAUGUAAAAUUCUAACUGAAAAUAAAGAUGCUGAGAAUUCCGUCAUGAAAUUUAUGAUUGACAUGUUUUCUUUCCCAGAAUUAAUUGAUCUGUUUUAUUUAAAUGAUAUCAAGGUGCUCCUUGAUAUAAUAGUGAGACAGCUAACUGAUUUGCUGCCUGGAGAAAAGAAACGCUUUGAUUACUUACGCCUUGUUAAAAAUCUUCUAAAGAAUUCAAAUUAUGGAGAACAUCUUCAUCAACUAGAAGGCUUACAAAAGUGCUUCAGAUUCAUUCUUUCUCAAGAAUUUCCUGAUGAAGAUGAAGUAACUCUUGUAUUAGAGAUGACUUAUGAAUUUCCUCAGUGGUUUGAAAAUGUUUAAUGUAUCUUAAUUAUAUGCUUUAUGCAUAUCAUAUAUAAUGUAAAAUCAAAGUAUUAUACUUGAAAUAUUUCUCUGAGUUUGUUGAUUUGAUAUUAUCA